This is a messenger RNA of Mizuhopecten yessoensis (Yesso scallop), 1003 nucleotides long. Its product is annotated as poly(U)-specific endoribonuclease-C-like. Bases 1 to 939 code for a protein of 312 amino acids. The transcript has 5 exons. NCBI's taxonomy places the organism in Eukaryota, Metazoa, Mollusca, Bivalvia, Pectinida, Pectinidae. Gene Ontology annotation, molecular function: RNA endonuclease activity. The record is from RefSeq and is a predicted model, not a curated record.
AUGUAUAUUUCAAGGAGAACUGAUAAGAUUACAGGGUCACGCAUAUUUAGAUACGCCCCGCGUGCUGUUCCAAAGAUGGCCGGCCGUAACAGUUCUAUUUUGAUCCUAAUCAGCCUUUAUCUUCACUCUUCUUCUUUCGUACUGGGUAGCGUUUCCAAUACAGAGUUAUCGGCCUUUGUCACUGGGAUAUGGAACGACGACACCAAUGGCGCCUCCUUCUCUGACAUCACAUACAACCUCCAAUCACAUACGUCGAGCUCAUCAUCCGCGGACCUCGCCAAUAACAGAUUGUUCCACUAUGUUAAUGAGAACCAUCUCUUUACGAAACCUACGUACUCCGCUUUCAUCGCCUUGCUUGACAACUUCGACAAAAACACAGCUCAUUCGGAGCAUACGUCAUCGACGGAAACUGCCGAAAUUGACCGAUUCAUUACGGAAGUGAUGAAAACUUCGGUGAUGUCGGAAACUUAUAGAUUUCUGCAUGGCAAAGGCUACACCACAUCAACGACCGCCUUCCGGGAUACGUUAAAGAGCAUAUGGUUUACCCAGUAUUCUCGAUCCGGAACUUCCCACGGAAGUAACGGAUUCGAGCACGUGUUCGUCGGAGAGACAACUAGCACAGAUGUUUCCGGUUUCCAUAACUGGAUUCAAUUCUACCUCGAGGAGAAACUAGGGCACAUCAAUUAUCUUGGCUACAUCUACUCCAAUCAGCCCCGGAAGUUGGGUGUUCACUUUACUUGGUAUAAUAAACCCAAACCCUUGACCACCCUUCUGGUCGGUACCAGUCCGGAGUUUGACCUCGCCGUUUUGACAACCUGUUUCUUGGUCCGGAAAAACACCAAUUGUCACUUCGAUAUGGCGGGAAACUACCUCACGGUGAAAUCCUAUGACGUCAGCUAUGUCCAUGGUGAUCAAGUGGCUACAGCCUAUUUUAAUUAAAAAGAUAUUAUUUAAAAUGUUUUGUAGAUACAGUGUGAAUUUGUAUUUAUCUAUUUGUUUAUUU